Molecule: messenger RNA, 4430 nt
Organism: Chenopodium quinoa (quinoa)
Lineage: Eukaryota; Viridiplantae; Streptophyta; Magnoliopsida; Caryophyllales; Amaranthaceae
Exons: 2
Coding region: 861-3938 (1025 amino acids)
Source: RefSeq, a predicted model, not a curated record
AUCUGACCAAAAUCUUAAUGAGCAGAUUCGCCAGAUCGUGAGUUACUUAACUCGAUUUGAAACUUUAACAAGCGCGAGUCAAGCAGGUUUAUUGACUCGAAAUUUUAACGAGCACGAGUUAAGCACAUAUAUAAAAAGUUUUCAUGUUAGCACCCUAUCAUUCUCUAACAUGUUCAUUAUUUUCUCUUGAUUUCUUACAUGACGUAUGUGUAUGUCCAUUAUUUACUUAAUUGUCUGUCAUCAAUCUUUCAUAGUCAACUUAGAAAAACCAAACAAAAUAAAACAUUUUUUUAAAAAAGUUCCUACCAACUUAACAACGAACAAACAACCUUUUUACCGGCUAUUCCCAGUCACCUUCUCCAUCACGUGCCUCUCAUACGAUCCUCCCAAAUACUCACCAAAAAUAAAAGAAAAAUAAAUAAAAAGUAAAAAAUUUGCUGUUACGAGAGAACAAAGUAAAGUAUUUUUACGGAGUACUUCUUCCAAAAAAAAAAAAAAAAAAAAAAACAAUAAAAACCCAAAAACUAAAAAAAAAAAAAAAAAAAAAAAGUGAAGGCAAAUUUUUGCUUCAAAUUCUCACUUUUUCAUUUUUUUGUUAUUUUUUCAUUAAUAUAUACAAAUAAUUUUCAAUUCAGUGUUGCUUCAGCUUUAGAUUUCGGGAGUGUAUUGUUGAAGAAAAGAUUUGGGGAUUUUUUUGAGCCAGAGUUAGGGUUUUCGGUGACUGAUUCAACAUUGUUGGGAAGCUGGACUUCUCUGCAGAAUUGUUUGGUGGCACUCUCUCUUUGAAUGAUGAGUAUAAAUCUAGUAUCAUCAGGGUAUGUGUAUGAAGUUUGGAAGCAUUUAAGUGGAAUGUGAGCAUUAUGACACUUGAAGACUUUUUUACCUUGACUGAGAUGAAAGAUGGGUUCACAGCCCCUGCUCGUGUUGAGGAAUUGAUUACUGCUAUGCAGAAGAAGAAAGAUUCUUCAGUGAAGAGUGUUGGUGAUGCUACAAGGCAGUGGGCUGCUGUUGCGGGCACAAUAGCAGCUACAGAGAACAAGGAAUGUCUUGAUCUUUUCAUCCAGUUAAAUGGGCUUUGGUUUAUUGAUAGGUGGCUAAAGGAUGCUCAAGCAUUUCCUGACGAAGUGAGUGAUUGCUUCGUGGAAGAGGCUAUCUCAGCACUGUUGCAAGCAGUUGAGAAACUUCAGGUAGACAAUGAGAAGUUGGCUUCAUCAGGAAUUUGCAUUACUGUCAAAAGUCUUUUCAACUAUAAAAGCCCUAGAGUUCAAGAUAAAGCAAGAGCUCUCUUUGAUAGUUGGAGAUCUAAGGAUGUUGAUCUCAAAAGUAUGGAUGUAGAGAAGGCCCCAGUUUAUAAUGAUCCGAAGUUAGAUAAUCAAAAUGAUCCAAAGUUAGAUAAUCAAAAUGAUCCAAAGGUAGAUACUCAAAAUAAUCCAAAGGUAGAUACUCAAAAUAAUCCAAAGGUAGAUAAUCAAGAUCUUGAAUCUCAGGUCACUGCAAAUAAUGGCUCCCCAACAAGAUCUUCUGGCAAUCAGAAGGUUGAAGGUGCUGAAGGGGGAAAAGUUGAAUUGUCUAAUGAUAAGGAUGAUUUUCAGAUGAUUCCUAAUCAUGAAGUUUCUAACACUGGAUUCCCCGAUAUGUCUUCCAAGCUAGAAUCGACUGAUGGUGAUCUUGUCAGGGAAGAAGUAUGCCCAUCUGAUGGAAUAUUGGAUUUGGAAUGCAUUACAUUGUCAAAACAAAGCAAAGAUGGGCUUAUUUCCGAGGCUUUGAAGGGUGAAGAUGCAAAGCAUGAAAGUAAGAAUGAGUUGUUGCCUGAUAGAUCUGGUGAUAUGAAGGUUACUUCUACCUUUGAUGUUUCUGAUAGCAAAGAUAUAUCUCCAGGAAAUGAUGCUAAGGCCGUUGAGGAAGCUGUUGUUAAAUCUGAUAUUGGAGCAUAUGAUGUCAAAAAUGAAUCACCGAUGAAAGUGACGUCUUCAUGCAAUACAGAUAGGCCUGUUGAGGAGUCAAGCAAUGUGAUGGAUGAUAGUGAGCAAAAUGCUUUGGAGCAAGGUAAUGGUUCUGCAUUGAAGGAAUCCAAGAUUCAAACAUCAACUCUCUCCAGACUGGAUGAUCUUGAUGACCAUUCUGAGCUUAAAAGGUAUCGCCAAAGUGAGAGGAGAUAUCUUGGCAGCAGUUGUGAAUUUGCAAGACUAACAAAAAACAGCAAAACUACCGAUAUCAUUAGGCAGACGCAAGAUAUGGACCUUGAGAAUGGCACUGUUGAUGCUCUAGAAGUUGCUCGGCUUGUUGCCAAAGAAGUAGAGAGAGAAGUAGUUGGUUUUUAUGAGCAAUCUGGUAGCUCUGCCUCAUCUUCUUCUUCAUCAUCAUCAUCUUCAUCAUCAUUUUCUUCUUCUGACAGAGUAUCAAGAGGUGGUGGUAAGCCACAGGAUAGCCCGAAGUCUAUAAAUGCAGAGCAAGACUUGCAGAUAGAUGACCCGGCGAACCAGUUAUCGGCAACAGAAAACACCCCUGAUGCUUCUGGACAGGUUCCUGUCAUGUCUUUGACUAAUGUAGAGACAAAUCCUACAAACCACACUCAAGAUGCAGAGUCCUCCUUAGUGACUGGUGUUGCACGGGAACCCGAGAGCAUUACAGAGAAAAACGUCUGGGAAUUUGAUCUCAAUCGGGAAUUCUCGUCUGAGGAUGCUGAUCAUCAGCUCGAUACAAGCUCAAACCCUGUAUCAGUUGUUUCUGCAUCCAGAGCUGUUGUGGCUUCUGGAAUGCCAGCAGGCCCUCUUCAAUUUGAGGGAAGUCUUGGCUGGAAAGGAUCUGCCGCAACAAGUGCAUUUCGACCAGCAUCUCCUCGUCGGGCCUCUGAUAGUGACAAGGCUCUUUCUGGUGGGGGCACUAGCAGCGGUUCAAGGCAGAGGCAAGAUUUUCUUGAUUUUGAUUUGAAUGUUGCUGAACGCGGAGAUGAUAAGAUUGUUAAUCCAAUGCUGGGUAAACCAAAACAGUUAUUACCUAGCCUGCCUUCAGGUGAGUCUUCAGUUGAAUUAAGUCCCAAAAGAUCUCAGAGGCUCAAAUUGGACCUCAACCAAACAGAUGAUGAUGGGGGUCUUCCAGCAUGCGAUUGGAAAAUGGGUGGACUUGUAUUCCAACCUCAAAUCUGCCAGCGAAGUCCAUCGCCUGCUUCCUCUUCAUCAUGCAUGCAGCCUUCAAUGAGGAACUUUGACUUAAAUGACAACCUUUUCGAUUGCAAUGAUUCGUCAGACCAACCUGUCAUUCUUGGCGAGUCUUCUCGUAAAGUCAACCCAUGUAUGGGACCACCGGAUGACACAGUUAUUUCGAUUAUGGGAACCAAGGUCAAGAGGAAUGCAUUUCCUCCUCAAACUCCGUUGCCUUUUCUGAAUGGGAGGGCACCAGAGCCUGUUAUGGAUGCUAGCUUGUUAAGAGGACCUUUGAUGGGAUUGGGACCUGCAGUUCCUUAUCCACAGUCUGUCUAUGGGUAUGAUGGGCUUGCCAUGGGCUCUGCUGUCUCUCUUGCAUCAGCACAGAUUUACAGACCUGGUGGACCGAUUCCAUAUGUUUUUGAUUCAAGGGGAGCUCCUUUUCUACCUCAAAUGAUGGGCUCUGCUUCAAAUGUUCCAUCUACCUAUUGUCAGUCACCCUUGGUCAUGAACAUGAUGAGUGCAACUCCUGGUCCUACGCAUGCUAGUCCUUUGCGCCCUAGUUUUGAUUUGAACUCUGGGUUUGGUAAUGCUGUUGAAGCUGGAAACCCCGAUCCUUCAUUUUUUAGGCCACUCUUCAUUUCCCAUGUCCAGAGUAGGCCGUCAGAAGAGCAGCUGAGAGAGAGUUUCAGACCAAUGGGUUCUGGGAACAGUGGUGGAAAACGAAAGGAGCCUGAUAGUGGAUGGGAGCUUUAUCCCACUAACUACAAACAUCAACAACCGCCACAUUUGUAGAAAGAUUUUCGAUUGUUCAGGGUCUCUGUCUUUGGUUUUUGGCCUAACAACUGAAGAAAGCUUUACUGAUGCAUAACAUCAGCCUGAAAUAUGCUGAUUCUGAGAGUAGGAGGGUUGGGAUUUAGCUUUUAAAAACUGAAUAAAGUCCGGAUACUAUUGGGCUUGAUAGUGAUUCAUGGGGUCAACAGCUAGAGGAGAGGAAUUACCAAAUUAGGUUUAUUGAUUUAUUUUUAUUUUCCAUAUUUCCCCCCUUUUUUUUUUCUUUAAUUGUUUCAUAUAAGGCCAUUGCAAGAAUAGAAAUAUUUGGUACAUGUAGCUGUAAUGUCUCACCCAUACAUAGAAAUUAAAAGAUUUGUUCCUUUUACAUUUUUGUCUUGUGUAAGAAUUAUGUCUUUAAGAUUGACGUCAACUAUAGUUACAUUAAUUUACAUAGAAUCUCACUUCAUUUUCAACUUAUAUUAAAUUGUUUAUAUCAAGCUUGUACUGUAUUUA